AACGAUCUCUCGUGCUCCUUCCCAGAUCUCCAUUGGUCAUUUCGAGAAAGUGAGCUUCUCUGCCGUCGAUAUGGGAUCUCGAUCGAGAUCUGUCAACGAAUAUGCUUCCGCGAUGAUUUCGGCGCUUCUCUUCCUUUUGCUUGUUCACGGCACCAACUGUUUCUACCUUCCUGGUGUCGCCCCCGAGGACUUCCAGAAGGGAGAUCUGUUGAAGCUGAAAGUGAACAAAUUGACAUCUAUAAAGACACAACUUCCUUACUCUUAUUAUUCACUUCCUUUCUGUGCUCCGAAAAAGAUAGUGGACAGUGCAGAGAAUCUUGGGGAAGUGCUUCGUGGUGACCGAAUUGAAAACUCUCCUUAUGUGUUUAAAAUGAGAGAGCCACAAAUGUGCACCAUUCUUUGUCGAAUUACACUUGAUGGCAGGACAGCAAAGCAGUUUAAGGAGAAGAUUAAUGAUGAAUACCGUGUCAAUAUGAUCCUGGAUAACCUUCCUCUUGUAUUUCCUGUUAGAAGAUUAGAUCAGGAGCCUCACACUGUUUAUCAGCUUGGCUACCAUAUUGGGCUUAAAGGGAAAUAUGCUGGGAGCAAGGAGGAAAAAUAUUUCAUUCACAACCAUUUGGCAUUUACUGUCAAAUAUCAUAAGGAUUUGCAAACUGACUCUGCUAGAAUUGUUGGAUUUGAGGUUAAACCAUACAGUAUCAAACAUGAAUAUGAGGGGCAGUGGAGUGAGAACGCUCGUUUAACAACAUGUGAUCCCCACAAUAAACGCACGGUUGUUAAUUCUAACACUCCUCAAGAAGUUGAAGCAAAGAAAGAGAUUGUAUUCACCUAUGAUGUUGAUUACCAGGAGAGUGAUGUGAAGUGGGCAUCUAGAUGGGAUGCGUAUCUUUUAAUGAGUGAUGAUCAAAUCCACUGGUUCUCAAUUGUCAAUUCUUUGAUGAUUGUUCUCUUCCUUUCAGGCAUGGUAGCAAUGAUCAUGCUAAGGACGCUAUACCGCGAUAUUUCUAGGUAUAAUGAACUAGAAACCCAGGAAGAAACCCUGGAAGAGACAGGAUGGAAGCUUGUACAUGGUGAUGUUUUCAGGUCUCCAUCUAAUUCUGAUCUACUCUGCGUCUAUGUGGGCACUGGUGUUCAAUUUUUGGGCAUGAUAUUUGUAACCAUGAUCUUUGCUGUUCUCGGAUUUCUUUCCCCUUCAAACCGAGGUGGUCUUAUGACAGCUAUGCUCUUACUUUGGGUCUUCAUGGGUAUUUUUGCUGGCUAUGCCUCUGCCCGUCUUUACAAAAUGUUUAAAGGAACCGAGUGGAAGAAAGUAACUAUCAGAACUGCAUUCAUGUUCCCAGCCAUUGUCUUUGCCAUCUUCUUUGUCUUAAAUGCUCUCAUAUGGGGCCAGAAGUCUUCUGGGGCUGUGCCUUUUGGGACAAUGUUUGUUCUGGUUCUCCUGUGGUUUGGAAUAUCAGUUCCACUUGUUUUUGUGGGUGGUUAUAUUGGGUUCAGGAAGCCAGCAAUUGAGGAUCCUGUUAAGACGAAUAAAAUCCCAAGGCAAAUCCCUGAACAGGCUUGGUACAUGAACCCGAUUUUCUCUAUUCUGAUCGGAGGAAUACUUCCCUUUGGAGCCGUUUUCAUCGAGCUGUUCUUCAUUCUCACCUCAAUCUGGCUGAAUCAGUUCUACUACAUCUUUGGUUUCCUGUUCUUGGUCUUCAUUAUCCUGCUAAUCACUUGUGCUGAAAUAACCAUUGUGCUUUGCUACUUCCAGUUAUGCAGUGAAGAUUAUUUGUGGUGGUGGAGGUCAUAUCUGACGGCAGGCUCCUCAGCCUUGUAUCUAUUUAUAUAUGCCACAUUCUACUUCUUCACAAAGCUUGAGAUCACUAAACUGGUUUCCGGGAUGCUUUACUUUGGAUACAUGCUAAUUGCGUCAUAUGCAUUUUUCGUUCUAACCGGUACCAUUGGAUUUUAUGCAUGCUUUUGGUUCACAAGGCUUAUCUACUCGUCUGUCAAGAUUGAUUAAAUGUGUGAAACAUGAUUUGGGUUAUGAUUAUGUUUGUCUUAGGAGGUAUGGUUGAAGAUUAAGAUGCAACCAUGCUCUUAUUUGUAGACUUUAAUGCUCAUUUUU
Molecule: messenger RNA, 2110 nt
Organism: Hibiscus syriacus
Lineage: Eukaryota; Viridiplantae; Streptophyta; Magnoliopsida; Malvales; Malvaceae
Product: transmembrane 9 superfamily member 8
Exons: 7
Coding region: 71-2005 (644 amino acids)
Biological process (GO): protein localization to membrane
Cellular component (GO): membrane
Source: RefSeq, a predicted model, not a curated record